This is a messenger RNA of Dovyalis caffra, 1119 nucleotides long. NCBI's taxonomy places the organism in Eukaryota, Viridiplantae, Streptophyta, Magnoliopsida, Malpighiales, Salicaceae. The record is from the annotation of a GenBank genome assembly.
AUGGUGCCUUUUCCAUCUCUGCUCGAUGGAUUGGCUAGAACAGUGUCAAUCAAGAAAGGCAGAAACUCUCAAAAAGAUGCUGGAAAGGAAGCUGCAGAAGCAUUGGCAAAGGAUGCAAGGAAGAACGAAUUGAUGUUGAGUUCCACUGGCAUAGUUAAGUCUAAUAAGUCAAAUAAUUUUGCCUCAGUCUGCUCCAAGAGAGGGCAGAAAGGAAUUAAUCAGGAUUCCUUAGUUGUGUGGGAGGAAUUUGGAUGUCAAGAAGAUAUGAUUUUUUGCGGCAUUUUUGAUGGGCAUGGACCAUGGGGCCAUUUUGUUUCUAAAAGGGUUAGAGAAUCUGUACCCUGUUCUUUACUAUGCAAUUGGCAAGGAGCUCUUUCAUUGACAUCGCUUGGCAUGGACUUCGAAAUGGAUUUAGAUAGAAACCUUUACCAGUUUGAUAUUUGGAAGCAGUCCUACUUAAAAACUUAUGCUGCCAUUGAUCAGGAACUUAAGCAGCAUCGCGAGAUUGAUUCCUUUUGUAGUGGUACUACAGCUUUAACAAUCAUUAAACAGGGUGAGCAUCUAGUUAUAGCAAAUGUUGGUGAUUCUAGGGCUGUCUUGGCAACUACCUCUGAUGAUGGCUGCUUGGUACCAGUACCACUUCAGCUUACCAUCGAUUUUAAGCCUAAUUUACCGGAGGAGGCUGAACGGAUAUCACAGUCCAAUGGUAGAGUGUUUUGUUUACAUGACGAACCCGGGGUACAUAGGGUCUGGAUGCCAAACGGUAAAACUCCAGGACUAGCAUUAUCAAGAGCCUUUGGCGACCACUGUGUAAAAGAUUUUGGGCUAAUUUCUGAACCUGAUGUGACGCAAAGAAAGAUCACAAGCAGAGACCAGUUUGUCAUCUUAGCAACUGAUGGGGUAUGGGACGUAAUCUCGAACCAGGAAGCAGUGCAGAUUGUUUCUUCAACACCUGAUAGGGAAAAAUCAGCUAAAAGACUGGUGGAAUGCGCAGGUCGUGCUUGGAAGUACAAGAAAAGAGGCAUUGCUAUGGAUGAUAUCUCAGCCAUAUGUCUCUUCUUUCACCCAUCACCGUCUCAAAAAGUUGACCCUUCUGAUGAUCUCAAAACAAGCUUAUGA